AUGACACCCUCACAGAGAGCCCGGUACGGAUGCGAAGCGGCGCGAAACGCUAAAUGGAGAAUGGCAGCUCCUCCGGUCCCCUUGUUGAAGCGUGCUGAUGGGGCACCGCAGCCAUGGCCCAUUCACCCUCACCCAUCAGGACAGGUCCACAGGUCCCACUUCCCUCCUCAACUCCCUCUUUUCCACACGCGUCAUGCAGAGGAGAGCGCAGAAAGGCCCCAUCUGGUCACCAUCAUCCGCCCCUGCGGUCAAAGCAUACUACGCAAGGUAACAGUCCUGUUGAACCGUAGAGGUGUGGUGUCCUUUGAGCAACUGCUAUUGGAUAUCUCAGAGGCGUUGGGCUUUCCUCGCUGGCACAGAGCCCGAGUCACACGCCUGUACACGACCCACGCACGAGAGGUGAAAGGUGUAUGUGAUUUCUUUCGAGGCGAGGUGGCCUUUCUGGCGCUCGGUAAGGCUCGUCCUGAGCUGAGCGGUGUGCAGGAGGCUCUGGAGGAGCUGUUUCCAGAACAUUCCCAUUACCGGGCUGAUGCACUGCGGGCCUGGGAGAAAAGACUUUGUCCGGCACCAGAUAAAGCAGCUAAGGCCGACAGCGGAUACAGCGAGGGGACUGACAGCAGCGAGACAAACGCUAACCAAGAAACACACCAGGACCUAAAUACACACAUCAGAAAUCACACUAAUACACACACAAGUACACAGCCACCUCACCAUAUAGAAAAACAGCAGCCUGAAAAUUACAACUCAGGUGUUCAAAAGUGUCAUAAAAAGAAUUCCUGCAGGAAACCCGCUCACCUUCCCAACCACCUGCAGAAACUGCGUGUGAGGGGCGGGGUCAGAGAGCAACAGCCCUCUGUGAUUGGACCAUUUAAACAUGAGGAAGGUCUUAGAGAAGCAGACAUGCCCUCUGCUGCACUGUGUGCAGAUUGCUUAGCAAGGAGAGUUAAACAUCAGGGUGCAGAGCGGCCCAGUCAACUGUCAGGGAGGGUCCCACUUCCUCCUGUGUCGAGGAAGCCUAAGGGAAGUUCUUAUACAGAACAGGAAGUGAGAAAAUUGUACGUUCACAUCAGCCCCACUCCACAGCCAAUCAGCAGAGACGAGGAGAAGAGUGUCGCCCAGUUAGUCCCAAAUCCACCUCCAGAUGUGGGUAAAGAUCACAAGGACCUACAGCAGAGGACGACCUUUAACCUUCCCUCAGACGGCAGUGAUGUCACCCUGGCUGAUAUCGAGCAGUGCUAUGAAAUUGGACGCGUAGUUGGCGAUGGCAACUUUGCAGUGGUGCGAGAGUGCCGCCGUCGUGACAACGGACAAACACUUGCCAUGAAGAUUGUCGAAUGCUCCAAGCUGAUUGGCCGAGAGCACAUGAUGCAGAACGAGCUGAGCCUUCUGGGUAGCCUCUGUCAUGCUCGCAUAGUGCGGCUGUUUGCGCACCACCACACACACACCCACUUGUACUUGGUGAUGGAGCUGGUGAGCGGGGGGGAUUUGUUCGAAGCCAUCAGUGAGAGGGGGAAGUUUCCGGAGGCAGAGGCAGGACUGAUGGUGUCAGACGUGAGUGAAGCACUGAACUACAUCCACUGCAAAAGUAUCGUCCACAGAGACCUCAAACCAGAAAACCUGCUGAUAGAGCAUGUGGCUGCUGGCAUCUGUAGGCUGAAGCUGGGAGACUUUGGUCUUGCCAUGAUUGUGACUGAACCAGUCUUCACCAUAUGUGGCACGCCCACGUAUGUCGCCCCAGAGAUUCUCUGCGAGACAGGUUAUGGAGUUGCAGUGGAUGUAUGGGCUCUGGGCGUUAUUCUUUACAUCCUGCUGUGUGGAUUUCCCCCAUUUCGCAGUCGGGAUCGGGACCAGGAAGAGCUGUUCCAGCUAAUAAAACAGGGACAAAUCCAUUUCCUGUCCCCCUACUGGGACCCCAUCUCAGAAGAAGCCAGAGGCCUUGUCAGAGCUCUGCUUCAGCCAGACCCCACUGCGAGGCUGACGGCAGAGCAGACCUUACUGCACCCCUGGGUGAAGGCUAUGGCUUCAUUUUGCAGGCAGAGGGCGCUCUCAGACAAAACUCAGAGGGACACAGCCAACACUGGGGCAGAACCAGACAAGUCCAGACAAGUUGAGAGACUAGCCCAGAUCAAUGCAGCAGCAAGGGUUAUGGACAAAUCAACAAGAAACACCAGCAGGGAGGGAGAAAAAGAGUCCAGCAGACAUGACGAGCAACAAACUGAGAUGAACUUGAGAGGAAGACAAGAUGAGGUCAAACCACCACAGCAGCAAUUAAAGGAGACAGUUCACACCAUGUCUCAAAAGCUUCAAGUGCACACACCCUCUGGGGCCACACUUGGUCAGCAGAAACCAGAGUGCACCCCUGCAGACUCUGGUUCACCCAGCAGACCAGAAAAACAGGACCCAGGUCCCCCAGACUGUGAUCCUGACUGCUUAAUGAGCCCGAGUGUUGAACUCAAUCAACCUGGUGCCUCCACAGCCCAAACUGAGCUUCCAUCCCAGAUUAAGUUACAAUCAAAACAAAACAGCCAACAGCAAUCGCCUCCAUCUUCACCACCUAAUACAGCGCAACCAACCACAGCAGGUCACUCAGCACAAAAUCUCCCAUCCUCCACACCUCCGCCUAGCACCCCCCCCCCCCCCACCCCCCCCGCUGAAAACUAA
This is a messenger RNA of Plectropomus leopardus (leopard coralgrouper), 2661 nucleotides long. Lineage: Eukaryota; Metazoa; Chordata; Actinopteri; Perciformes; Serranidae. The record is from RefSeq and is a predicted model, not a curated record.